UCAAGAUCACGCCCCCCACCCCCCUAAUCAUCCCCAAGCAGCGAAGACGAAGGCAGACGGACCUCCGGUGGCGAAUCAUCACCAGGAAGGCGGUCUAGCGCACAGGACAGGAAGCCAACGCCCUCGCCGGGCCUCGGUGGAGAUGAAGGCGAGGCGAGCCCAAGCUCGCCGGAGGUGCGGAUGUGCUCGGCCAAAGUGCUAGCAGGGCUGCGCCCCCCUCGCACCUCCGGCCAUGUUGUUGAAGAGGAAGCUAUGUGCGGUGCUGGCCAUUGCCGCCGUACUCCUCCUCAUGCUCGCCAGCCACAGCAUCCAGAGGAGACCCUUCUUGUCGCUGUCUUUUGCCACGCCCACACGAGACGCCAGCGGUCAGGAGACGGCGCCUCCUGCUGACGUCGGCGACACACACGAAGCAGUCGUCACCGCCACACCUGAGAAGCGGCCGGCGAAGAGCGAUGCCAGUCGGGAGACGAGGCCCUGCGCUUGUCCCGAGUCGUGCGUGUCAGACACGAGUGCCUCCGACUGGUUCCGCCUUCGCUACGAUGCUGGACAGCGGCCCGUCCUCCGCGACGCGAGCGAACGCUUGGACCCGGACGCGCUCGACUGGUGGCUGAGUCUCCAGCGUUCGGGCAACGACGGCACACUGCGGGAAGUGAUGUCGCACAUGUUCCAGAUCAUCUCGCCGCCUCCCGUGGACUUUGCGCCGCAGCCGUGGCGUUGCCGCACCUGCGCCGUGGUGGGGAACUCGGGCAACCUGCAGAAGUCGGUGCACGGGAAACUCAUCGACUCCCACACCUCUGUCAUCCGGAUGAACAAGGCGGUGACGCGGGGCUUCGAAAAGGACGUGGGGAACCGCACCACGCAUCACUUUGUGUACCCGGAGAGCGCCGUAGAUAUGGAGCGCGGCGUCCACCUCAUUCUGCUGCCCUUCAAGCUCCGAGAUAUGGAAUGGCUGACCAGUGCCCUCUCCACCGGCCACAUCAAAAUGACGUACACGCGGGUGAAAGAACGAGUAGAAGCCGAUAAAGACAAGGUGUUGGUGGUGAGCCCGGCGUUCUUCAAGUACGUCCACGAGCGCUGGACGGAGCGUCACGGCCGCUACCCGUCCACCGGGAUGCUGGCCAUAGUCUACGCGCUUCACACCUGCGACCAGGUGUCGGUGUUUGGUUACGGGGCCGACAAGCAGGGCAACUGGCACCACUACUGGGAGGAGAAUCGCUACGCUGGCGCCUUUCGCAAGACGGGUGUCCACAGCGCCGACUUUGAGACGCAAGUCAUCCGGCGGCUGGCCGAGGAGGGAAAGAUCCGACUGCACGCGUAAACCAAGCGGACACUGUCCGUCCUGGCCGGGCCUCCUUUGACACAGAACAAACAAAACCCAAGCGGCCCAAAUUCUCCUCGUCCAUUUUGUGCCUUUUUCCACAAGACUAUGGAGUGUCCUGUAAACACAAAAAAGACUGCUCUGAGAUGGGGAAUGACCACAUAACAGUUGUGUCUGUGUGGGGGGCGGGGGUUGUAUUAGUUAGC
This is a messenger RNA of Syngnathus acus (greater pipefish), 1524 nucleotides long. It is a transcript of the gene st3gal8, whose product is annotated as ST3 beta-galactoside alpha-2,3-sialyltransferase 8. Gene Ontology annotation, molecular function: beta-galactoside (CMP) alpha-2,3-sialyltransferase activity. The coding region runs from base 233 to 1318 and encodes 361 amino acids. The record is from RefSeq and is a predicted model, not a curated record. The transcript is spliced from 9 exons. Lineage: Eukaryota; Metazoa; Chordata; Actinopteri; Syngnathiformes; Syngnathidae.